Molecule: messenger RNA, 810 nt
Organism: Echinostoma caproni
Lineage: Eukaryota; Metazoa; Platyhelminthes; Trematoda; Plagiorchiida; Echinostomatidae
Source: the annotation of a GenBank genome assembly
AUGCCAUUGGAUGAUGACCAACGGCAUUCACAAAAGCCACCGCCGCCGCCGCUACCACCACCACCAAAGGCCACCAGUGAUCGGGCGGUGCUGACAAGUUCGAAUGCGACGACAACGACUGGUGGUGAGCGGCGUAAGAGAGAUGCAUCCGCUUGGACACACGCGUGCGCGUUGGAACACACACGCGCGCAAACACGGCCAUGUGAGGUGACCACUGCCGAACACGGUGUAGUGAGUACAUCCAUUUGUGGCUCUGUUAUGACAUUUGAACCUGGUUGCGAGGAGACUGAUUCGGUCGUAUCCAUGGCAAAUCAAUCGAUCGAUGGGAAAUUCAGUCGAGAAUUGAUAAAAAAACGUCGUCUAACCAGUAGUUCCAACAUUUCGGGUACGGCAAUCAAAAAGGGUCGCAUGUUCCCAUCGGAUGAUACUUGGACUUUGGAUCCGGUCGAUUCGACCACAGAGCACGAGUCCUCCUCCACUGGUCAACUGUCUGAUCGAACUACAGCAUGUUGGAAUACCGCCGAGCUAGGCUCUACCAUUGUUUCCGCCUCUUCGCCGUCAACCGGGUCCCCAAUUUCUGCCCACUCCCAGAUAUCCCCGGAAUCCACACACGUGGAAUCCCACGGGAUAGAGCAAUCCGGUAUGACUGAACGAAAACCCAAAUCCACCGCAUUUUCCAUCGAUUCGAUUAUGGGCAAAACAACACCGGAUGAAUUAUCAGAACAUCCAGAAAAUCACGGUCUUACUAAUAUUAUUGCUAACAUCAGUCACGUUCAGUUAGAAUCUCCUGGUGGAAUAGUGGUGAUCUAA